GGGGGAGCCUACCUCCAGAGUAUAGGCUCGACGAUGGCUAUCAGGUUGAUGAUGCCUCUUCUGCUCGUGGCGGUGAUUAACACAGUUGGUGACAGUCACCAUAGCGGCGCCGACGGCCAUGGAGGUUCCCGCAUUUUGCUCACUGCUGCCUCUCCAACUGAGUCGAGGAGCUUUGCCGGGAGGAACCUGGCGAUGGGCCGGACAGGAGGAGGAGGAGAAGAAGAAGUGUUGGCAGCAACAGAUUCUGUGCACGUGUCGACAGCUGAGGGGGCUGGAGCAUGGUCAGGAUCAGACUCCGAGCACGCCGCCGCUCUCCGUCGGCGUUCGUCGAACCGUCGGCUGGCUACGUCAACGUCGACUCUCGGUGGCAGAGGAGGAAGCUUCCAUAAAGCUUCUCGACGAGGGCGUGCUCUUCAAUCCACCACAGCGACGGAGUGGGUGGAUGCUCACAACGUAGGGAGGACGCAGGUCGGUGUGCCUGGACUCAUCUGGAGCGACACAGUGGCUUCUUCUGCAGCUAGUUGGGCCAGCCAUCUCGUUGUGGAUUGCCAGAUAGUCCACACCGUCAGCGGCUACGGGGAGAAUCUGGCCAUAUCCUGGACUCCGAACACCACGAUAUCAGAUGUUGUGGCCGCUUGGGCUGAUGAGAGGCGCUAUUACAACUACACGACCAACACCUGUUCUGCGGUGUGCGGCCACUACACCCAGGUCGUCUGGGCCACCACCAAACAAGUCGGUUGUGCUAUCUCCUCCUGCAACGAUGGGUCAAACGCAAAGAUCUACGUCUGCCGGUACAACCCACCUGGUAACUAUAGAGGCCAAAAGCCCUACGUACAGUCCGGUUUACUCUCAGACGUUGGUACUCACACGGAGUGUGUUCUGGAUGCAUCUGACCACACUUACGGCAAGGUGAGGGAUGAAUCGGACUGCAAUCUGAUUCACGUCCAGAGCUUUGUGGAGAAAGUCUGUACUCUGAGUACUAUGCCCUGAGUUUGCAUGUCUGUUCGGAGGAUCAAGUACUGGUCCGGCCGUACAUUCGGUCAGAUACUUUCAAGAUACUGCUAGUGUG
Molecule: messenger RNA, 1069 nt
Organism: Chara braunii
Lineage: Eukaryota; Viridiplantae; Streptophyta; Charophyceae; Charales; Characeae
Source: the annotation of a GenBank genome assembly